Messenger RNA from Myxocyprinus asiaticus (Chinese sucker), 5356 nucleotides. Its product is annotated as lysophosphatidylserine lipase ABHD12-like. Gene Ontology annotation, molecular function: phosphatidylcholine lysophospholipase A1 activity; monoacylglycerol lipase activity. The transcript is spliced from 14 exons. Gene Ontology annotation, cellular component: endoplasmic reticulum membrane. The record is from RefSeq and is a predicted model, not a curated record. Gene Ontology annotation, biological process: phosphatidylserine catabolic process; monoacylglycerol catabolic process. NCBI's taxonomy places the organism in Eukaryota, Metazoa, Chordata, Actinopteri, Cypriniformes, Catostomidae. Bases 87 to 1274 code for a protein of 395 amino acids.
UUAGGGCUUUUACUUUAUAAAUUAAAUCGUUACUACAACUUAAUAAGUAUGAUCGCACACUAUUAAACGGAGUGUUUAAUGCAAAUAUGAUUCAUCUUCAUGCUGCCACGGUGAUCCGUUUGUGCAUAUCGGUAAUGCGAAAACGAAAAAACAGCGCAGAUCAUGACAGCUGUGCACUACUGGACGACAGCUCCGAUCUAAAGCAUUGCCACGAACACACACACGCUGGUACUGAUCCAGGAGGUUCAGGGAAAGCGAUGGGAAGACGCUACAGGAGAGGUGGUCUGAUGUGGCGGCUGACGAGGAUAAUAAUCUGGGUGCUAGGAAUCUACAUCGCCAUCCCUGUUAUCAUCAAACUCUGUCCAUCAAUACAAGCAAAACUAGUCUUUUUAAACUUUGUGCGAGUGCCAUAUUUUAUAGAUCUGAAGAGGCCACAGGAUCAGGGCUUGAACCACACUCACAACUUCUACCUGCAGCCAGAGGAGGGAAUCAACAUUGGAGUAUGGCACACUGUACCUGCAGUGAUGUGGAGGGAGGCUCAGGGUGAAGAUGCUGAGUGGUAUGAUAGAAGCUUCCAGUCCAAUCACCCUGUCAUCCUUUAUCUCCACGGCAAUGCGGGGACAAGAGGAGGGGAUCACAGAGUUCAGCUCUACAAGGUCCUCAGUUCAUUAGGCUACCAUGUAGUCACAUUCGAUUACAGAGGUUGGGGUGACUCUGAAGGCAGCCCUUCAGAGAAAAUGAUGACAUUAGAUGCCCUCUUCCUCUACCAGUGGAUAAAGCAAAGGAUUGGUCAGAAGCCCCUCUACAUCUGGGGUCACUCGCUGGGCACAGGAGUUGCCACUAACCUAGCGAGGCGUCUGUGUGACUGGGGGACACCACCUGAUGCGCUGAUCCUAGAGUCACCCUUUACAAAUAUUAGAGAGGAAGCCAAGAGCCAUCCCUUCUCUAUGGUUUAUAGAUAUCUACCAGGAUUCGACUGGUUCUUCCUGGAUGCUAUAACUGUAAAUGACAUCCGAUUUGCCAGCGACGAGAAUGUCAACCACAUAUCCUGUCCGGUUCUGAUCUUGCAUGCAGAAGAUGACACAGUUGUUCCCUUCCAGCUUGGAAAAAAGCUGUAUGAUUUGGCUGCUCAGAGUAAGAGUCUGAACGGUCAUAAAGUGCAGUUUUUCCCUUUCCCCAGCUCUCUGGGCUACCGACAUAAGUUUAUCUACAAGAGCCCAGAGCUACCAAACAUACUCAGUGAGUUCCUCAGUGCAUCGCAUCCUCACAUGUAGUCAAGAUAAUUUCACCUGACUGCCCUCUCACACACAUACCCACAUGUACACGUGUACACACAGCACUGUGUACAUGAUGUGUAUAUGUGCGCGCACACAAGCAUGGACUGAAGAUGCACCAGUUCUUUUGCAUUCCUAUGUUAACUUAAAACCUAAGGAAGGAGAAAGUUUUCUGUUAUUCAGGCUGAUUUGUUUCACUGCCUCCUGUUGUCAUGGUAAUUGGUCUGAAGGGGCAGCUAGAACACACAGUUUGCAAAAUAAUUUGCAAAUAUGCACUAAAAUGAAUGCUUAAGUCAACAAACCAUCAAACGAAUAAAGAAUACCAGCUGAAGUUUUAACGAUGGCACUGCGAAGACCAUACGUGGAUCACGGUCAAAGGAACAACAUGCUAUUAUGAUGUCACUUUUCUGUGGGGAGAACUGUCAGUGCAAGCUGACUGUGAUUCACUCCUUUUUUACAAACGUACUAAAAUGAUCAACCAUAUCAUGGACCUUAUUUAAAUUCUGAAAUCCACUCAAUGUGAAUAAAAAGUUGUUUUAGGUUGAACUUGGAUUAUGUACAAAAAAAGUUACUCUUUUAUUAUUUUACUCAUUAAAAACUAAACUUAAUGGGAUAUAUUUGUAAUUGGAUAAACCUGCAGCUGUGAUUUAUAUUGCUGUGUUUUGUUUGGUUGCUUGCUAUGCAUAUGUCCACAGUCAGAAAGGAAUGACAUUGUGAAAUGAGAAUUCCUUCUCCAAAACCACAAAUGGUGAUACAAUUUUUGUUUUUGUUUUUAAUAAUUACAUAAGUCAGUUGAUCGAUACUAGUUUGCAUGCCUGUUACCGAAAAAAAAAAAAAGAUCGUUUUUGCACAGCUAAAAGAGAACUACAAACCGUAUUCAAAAUCUGUUUCUUUCUUUCUGUAUGUGGACUAUAUACUCUUUUGUUUUAUGUCGUUUUACCCUUUGCACAUUCCAGAAAAAGACAACUGGUUACUUAUGACAUGUUCAUUUAAAAGUCUUAUAUGAAGAUCUUUAUUUAUUUUUAUUAAUAUGAAAUGAAUUUCAGUGCCCUCUCUUUUAUUAUAGAGCCAAAAAUGCCUGCAAGUCAGCACCUUAAGAGACAUAAGGACGGCUUUGGUGACUGUCCAUCUUGAAAAUGUUUUUUUCUUUUCUUUCAAUGAGCUCUUUAACGUCUUAUCAGGAUUCCAAAUACCUCAUUAAUGUUCAGUAGCAGUCUGAUAGGGCUUUGUGCAAAGCAUGUGAGGUCUCCAAAUGAAAUACUUUGAUUUUAUCCAAACAUCCAUUUUAGUGUGUCUUUACUUCCAGUAUUUUAUAAUUGCAUUCUCUUGUUUGGCUUAAUGUUUGGUAGGGGUUUUAAUGGGCAGUAUAUUGUGGAUACAUAAACAUGCAAAUGAGGUCAAAUUAAGUCAAGGACCUAUUUAAGCACCCAGAUCUAUGAUUCUAUAAAAUAAAUAUUUAGCAAUAAUGACAUCUUUGAUUUGCUCUGACGUCUUAUGUACAUACAGUAUAAUUAAUUUAUUUUCUUUGUUGAGUGCAAUGACUCAUUACAUAUAAUCAUUAUUAUCUGCUAAUGCAAAUCAUUCUCAGUGUAAUAACUCUUUUGAGAAUCAAGCCUAUUGUAUUGUUGCUCAGUAUGUCACGGUCUAUUUGUCUAAGAUCAGUUUUUUUGUCCUUAUGGGGCUGAUAAUGACAGCAAGGUCAUGUGUGCAUGUAAGCUUUGAUAGUAGAUCUAAACUGGCUGUCCUUUCUGAAAAGGCUCUGUGCACUGCAAAUUUUAUUCUCAGAAAGAAAUUGUAUCACAAUAUUUUUCUUUCUUCUGCCAGUGUGUUGAAAUGGAAAUUCUGUCAUCAUUUACUCACCUUCAUGUUGCUCAAACAUGCAUGACUACACACAAAAGGAGAAAUUGUAUAGAAUAACAUGGCCGCUCUUUCCCAUACAAUGAAAUUUAAUGGGGAGUUCUGCUGUCUAGCUAAAAAAUGACAGAAAAGCAUAAUAAAAGUUGUCCAUAUGACUUGUGCACCAUUGCAUGACUUACAACUUGUUCGCCAUAUUUGAGAGCUACAGCAGAGGGGAAGAUUUUCAGUGAAUAACCAUUUAAUUCUUUAGUUUUUUCUCACACAUCUAUUUAAUGUUUUACUUUCUGAAGCUUCUUUGCGUUACACUUAAAGUCGUACAGGUGUGGAACAACAUGAGGGUGAGUAAAUUAUUACAGAAUUUUCAUUUGUGGGUGAACUAUUCCAUUAACCAAAAUCUUAGUUUGCGAAGGACUGUAUAGAUAUGGCACGAUAACCAGAAAUCAGGUUUUUGAAAAGUGCAAUAAGUUCUAAAUCUGAAGGUCAACCAUACAAAAGACCAAAAAUUCACUUCUAUAUAACAUACUGUCAAAAAAUGACUUUUGGUGGACCACAGAAUAUUUGGAUGUUACUGCUCUGAACACAGAUUUUACUCUGCCGUUUUUAUUGAUGUUGACCAAACUUCGCAUAUUUGAAUUCAACACUUUAAAACAUUUGUUUUUUUUAUACUGAAAUACUGCCCAGUUAUUUCAACAGCAGCUUUUUGCAGAAUAUACCAUGAGUGAUUUACAAUUUUUUAUUUUUUUUGUUUGUUUGUUUUUCUAAGCUGCUAAACCUUACUGAAAACAUGCACAGAUGUUAGUACAAUAUGUUUGUUUGUACACAAUAAAGGACUGGGUAUGUGUAACAUUUGUUCCUGAUAUCUGUUUCUUUGGUAUAGUUUUGGAUUCAAUGACAUCUCUUCUGAUCUGUUAAUAUUUGAGUCAAUUCUAGUAAUUUGGUUUCUGAGGCAGGAAAAAAAGGAAAAACUGCAGUCAAUGUAUUGUGUGCUAUCAGUCAGUAUCAGUUGUUCACCUACUUCUGAAGGUUCAACCCCUGACGAUCCACUAUGACCAUCAAGUUACUUUACAAGGCUUUACUUUUAUCUGUCCCAAGGUUGGUCCAAUCUAGUUAAACUAGUUCAGUUAGGGUAGAGAGGCAAAUAUGGGAAGUCUGGGCUAUAUCAACUGGAUUUACUUGUAUUGAUACAUUUUUUGUUUACAGUGUAUUAGGGUUACUUUUUUUUUUAAUGCAUUUGGCAGAUGCUUUUAUCCAAAGUGACUUACAGUGCCCUUAUUACAGGGACAAUCCCCCUGGAGCAACCUGGAGUUAAGUGCCUUGCUCAAGGACACAGUGGCAGUGGCUGUGGAGAUUGAAGCAGCAACCUUCUGAUUACCAGUUCAGUGCUUUAGUCCACUACGCCGCCACCACUCGUGUACUUUACUCAUGCGUUCAUUAUUGCCACACCCAGCACCUGUUCAAACCACUCAUUACAAUACUGAGUGAUGUGAAUGUUGCAUUUUAACAUGACAAAUGCAUUUGGUCUUUUAAACAAUCAGGGAAACGGAUGAUAUUGCAGAAACUUUCUAGAACUGCAACAAUAUUCGUCAACAUAUUUUUUUUUUAAUGAGCAUUUUAAUUAUAUAUUAACAUGGUAUUAAAACAGUAAACUCCAUACAGUACUGUAAAAUGAAGUGAGAAAACAAUGUGAGUGAACGACGAGUGUGAAUUUGAAAUCUCUAACACCCCCCCCAAGCAUGAGUACAUUCAAUUGUCUAGCAAUCUGAGACAGGUAAAUCUAAGACUAGUAAUAUGAAAUGCUGAUGUUUGAGAUGAAACUCAAGUCAGGGGUGGCUUUACAACUUGCAGCAGGGACCAAGCUGUUCUUAAGUUCAGUCACUUUUAGCCUAACUCAAGCAUUACAGUACAAAGUAAAAAUUCAAACUCAAACAUUUCAGCAUUUGGUAAUAUAUGCAAUACAGAGCACAAAUUGACAUUUGAUUCCACCCUGACAAAAAGUAACUGAAACAGGACACACUUGUGAUGGAUUCCCAUACAUUUACGUCAGCCAGCUGCCAUGUACUGUAUCUCCUGUUUUUAUUGUGUAUAUGAAAAAUUCACAAAGGGACAUUUUAUCCCCUUGUUUUUAAUAUUGCACAUUUAUGCACACAAGGCACUCUUCAACUCAUGCGUGAAAGCAUGAAUACAAAAAAUUCACUUAGAUGGUGAAUAUCGUGAGCCAGUAAAAA